Messenger RNA from Frankliniella occidentalis (western flower thrips), 1753 nucleotides. Its product is annotated as prominin-2. The record is from RefSeq and is a predicted model, not a curated record. NCBI's taxonomy places the organism in Eukaryota, Metazoa, Arthropoda, Insecta, Thysanoptera, Thripidae. The coding region runs from base 247 to 1536 and encodes 429 amino acids. The transcript is spliced from 9 exons. Gene Ontology annotation, cellular component: membrane.
ACCCUUUCUCCCCGUGUGCUCUGGCAGAUUUUGGCCGACGCGAGGCUCGGCGAGUUACAGUCCCUGGGGUCGCGCAACUUCACCGCGGUGGCCGAGAGGGCAAGGUCCGAGUUCCAGACCGUCCCGGAGCUCGUGGCGCAGCGGACGGCCGCGGCGAGGCAGGGUGUGGCGGGCGCGCUCGCCGCGCGCCUCGAGAGCUUGGCGUCGCUGCUGCGUCCCCUGGACGGCAUCUCGGCGCGCCUCGGCAUGGACCUGGCCGACGCGCGCGCCCGCGCUCUCGAGCUCACGGACCUGGCCCAGGAGAUCGACUCCUGGAGGUGGACGGCUAGUGUCGGUGCAACCAUGCUGGUCAUGAUGCCCACCGUCCUCCUCCUCGGCAGCGCGGUCUGCCUGUGCUACGGGCCGAGUGAACGCGCGGGACCACCCCUUCUGUCCGCCGUGGUGCUGUCCGGGCUGGUGCUGGCGCCGCUGUGGCUGGGCGCGCUGGCCGUGCUGCUGGUCGCCGGCCACGCCGACGUGUUCGUGUGCCGGCCCCUGCGGUCCGGGCCCGACUACGCCGCCCUGUCCCGCGCGCUGGACCCCGGCACGCUGGCGCGCCUCCUCUACCCCAACAAGUCCGUGGCGCUGCCCAUCAAGGACGUGCUCCGGGGCUGCCGCUACGACGGCGGCGCCUACUCGGUGCUGGGUCUGCGCUGGGCCACGGACCUGGAGGAGGCCACGGACCCCGGCGGAUGGACCGACGUCGAGCAGCAGCUGGCGCAGGUGCGGCCGGACCUCACGCACCUGCAGCUGCUCACCCCGGAGCUGCAGGCGGACCUGAAGGCCCUGCUGGACGCCACCAUGGCGAACCUCACCGCGCACCGCCUCCUCGUGUCGGGCGGCGUCACGGGCAAGGACCUCUCGGCCCUGGCCGACCAGAUGGAGAGCGUGGCCAAUCAGAUCGGGGACGUCGCCACCGCCUCACGGGUUGAGACGCUGGCCUCGCGUACCAGAAGGGUGCUCUCGACUCACGUGCAGCCCCUCGCAGUCAAGAAGGAGAAUCUGGUGUACCAGCUUACCACCCUGGAGGUGGAGCUAGCGCCACUACAGAGGCAGGUGAACCAGAGCCUGUCCCACCUCAAGACCAUCCAGUACUUCGUCGACAAGCAGGGCACAACGAUGGCCGACCAGAAGGCGGGGCAGUUUCGCGCCCGGAUCCUGGGCUACUUGCAGCAGGCCCGGGACCACGUCGUGUCGGGGUUGCGAGCGCGGGUGGCGCGGUGCGGGCCGCUGUGGUCGUCCUUCCACGCGCUCAGCACUCUGCUGUGUCGGCACGCGAUGGACCCGCUGAACGGCCUGUGGGCGAGCUUGACGCUGUCGCUGCUGCUGCUGCUGGCCACCACGGCGCCGGCGCUGCGCCUCGUGAGGAGUCGGAUCAACAGCCGCUUCCGGGGCCCCGGUCCAGGGCCCCACCCCGGGGCCCAUAUCGCUCCAAGCCCGUCGGCCUGCAGGGGGGCGUGGCUCACUCCAGGCACAGCGGCGCCAGAUGGCUGGUGAAAGCAGGCUGCGAGACAAGGGGACCAAGCAACCCAACCGCGACAGACUUUUUAAUUUUGCUUUAUUUUUUACUCGAAUUAUACAAAUUAACGAUGCCAUAAUCUUACUUUUACAUGUACGGUGUUAGGAAGAGGUUUUUUUUAUACUUAGGCAACGGGAACGCCGACAAAUGAUGUACUCUACAAUCACAGAAGUAUCUAAUAAAUAAUUUAUCUAA